AUGAAUACCGUAUUUACUUCAGAUCUUACUAUUAAUCAAGAAAUGGUCACAUAAUAUUUCUCAACUUAGCUCAUAUUAAAAGAGAGGAUAAACUAUUUAUAAAGUUAUGGAGAUAAGAUUCUUUCUAUAAAAAUUGGAUAGCAAUUUUAUAUUUAUACAAAUAUUGAUAAUUUAUAAAAUUCGCUUAAAAAAACAAUAAAUGCAAAUGAGCUUUUAAUCUAAAUGUUUAAAAGUAAUGAAGGCUGUAUUUUGUUGUAGGAGGUUUGCUAAGCUUCAAAAAAUUUAAAAAUUAUUGAAAUCUAAGAACUGAAUUUUUUAAGCAAUGAUCUAGUAGAUUUGCUUAAAAAUUAAGAUUAAUUACAAUCACUCGAUUUAUAAUUUGCAGUUCAUAGCCAAGAAAUGAAAAAAUAGGUGUAAGACUUUAAAUAUCUCUGCGAUAGCUUGCCUGAUUUUAAAAAUUUGUAAACUCUUAAAAUCACAAUUUAAAAUGUAGAUGCCUCUAGCUUUUUCGAUUCAUUUAAAAAGAUAUCGCAAUUAAAAGAAUUGCAAUUGAUCUUUGAAGAACAAAAAAUAGUUUAAAAAAGAUUUAAAUAAUUGCAAGAUAAUAUUGUUUCUUAAAAUCAAUUAAAAUCUCUCAUGCUAUCUUUUAUAGGAUGCACAAUACCUGAAGAGUCUGCUUAUGGAUUUUUUACAGCAAUUAAGAAAGCUGGUUUUAAUUUACUGCAAUUUGGCUUUGCUGCUUCUUUUAAAGCUGAUGAAAAAUUAUUUUCUUUAAUCUAGUAAUUUAUUUCUUCACAAAAGGAAUUAAAUAUACUUGAGAUUUCAGGAUUUUUAUUUAAAGAUAAAUUGCUUGAAUCUUUUAGUAAGCUAUUAACAACUCGUAAAACUUUAUAGAACCUCACAGUAGACUAUUAUGGUAACAACUUAAGGAAUAUCUCAUUAAGUUAAUUGGCAACAUCUCUUUCAAAGUUAAAAGAAAUUAGGAAUCUUAAAAUCUUAUUUGAUGAAAGUACAUUUUCAGGUGAGUCAACCAUAGAAUUUGGAGAAGCCUUAAAAAGUUUGCCAGAGCUUAAAGAUUUGAGAUUAGAAUUUCCAGGCAGGCUAAGAGAGGACUCUGUUUAUGAUUUUUCGAAUCUGAUUGCAAAGUGCUAGUAAUUAAGUUAUCUUUAUAUUUAUUUUUCUAGAUAUGGACAAACCAACUUUGUUGAAAUUGUUUCAGAAAUUGCAGGAUAGACCAUUUUCAACAAUAAAAAAUUGAAAAUAAGGUCAACACAAUGCAGUAAUGUCACAUUUUCUUCGGGAUUUUACAAUUAUUACUUGGUUCAGCUAGUGAUUGGUUAUCAUUUCCAUAAUAUUGAGUAUUUGUAAAUAAAAUAAAUACCCUGCCACAAAUCAGAUUUAGACUUUUAGUAAAAAGUAAAAAAUUAGUUAUAAUUAUUGAUAGAAAAAUGCAAUUCCUUAAAAGCAAUUAUUUAUUCAACUAGUUCAUACUAGUGUAUUGAUGAAAAAAUAUAUAAUUUGAUAUAAAACAAUAUUAAAACUUUAGAAAUUGUUGAGCUUUAUCAUCAUAUUGAUGAUAAACUAUUUAAAAUAUUGACAAAUUAGCCAAAUUUAUUGGUAUUAAAAUUUGUGCCUCUCUUCUAUCUAUCAGUCAACUUAGAUCUCUAUUUUAAGGCAUUUCCAAAGUUGUUAUCUAUUUCUACCAACACUGUUUAAUUAGAAAUAGAUUUUAAUUAAGCUCUCUCUUAUUUUUAAAGUGAUGCUUUGUUAGAAAAUAUUAGUGACACAUCAGCAAAAAAAAAUGAUUUAAAUGCUUUAGUGUAUGAAUAUACAAUAUUUAGAAAGAGGACAUAAUUAUCAAUAAAUACAUACAUAAAAUAUAUUAAAUAGCAUUUAAUUUAUAAAUAAGAUUUGUCUCAUUUUGAUUUAUGGUGUGAUCUUUGA
Tetrahymena thermophila SB210 is the source of this 1944-nucleotide messenger RNA. RefSeq lists its product as hypothetical. The transcript has a single exon. NCBI's taxonomy places the organism in Eukaryota, Ciliophora, Oligohymenophorea, Hymenostomatida, Tetrahymenidae. The record is from RefSeq and is a predicted model, not a curated record.